This is a messenger RNA of Botrytis cinerea B05.10, 1210 nucleotides long. RefSeq lists its product as hypothetical. Bases 28 to 1104 code for a protein of 358 amino acids. NCBI's taxonomy places the organism in Eukaryota, Fungi, Ascomycota, Leotiomycetes, Helotiales, Sclerotiniaceae. The record is from RefSeq and is a predicted model, not a curated record. The transcript is spliced from 2 exons.
GACUCAACCCCGUUCCAUGAUUUUCCAAUGGAUAUUAGCCGAACUUCGAAAAGAUUGGAAGUCGAAGUGCAUCGGUGUUAUGAAGAGCUUCGAACAUUGAAGAAGGAAAUAGUCGACCUAAAGGAAAACGAGUCAGAAUUGCAGCAAAGCAAUCAGCGAGACAGAGAAGAAUGCAGUCGAGCUGUACUUGCUCUUCAAGAGAUGGCCUUCAAGUCAUGGAAAGCACAGACAUGGCUCCCUACUGAUCAUGAUACUGUCAACCUUGAAAUUUCUACACUUCAGGCAGCAAUGAGCGGAUGGAUCCGGGGUGCAACCAGUAACGACUCUCGACUUGACGAUUUAUCUGAAGUAUUUCGAGGAGAAGAUCAGGCCAAACAUGCAUUGCGGGAGGAGCUGUCGAAAGUGAUGGUCUUCAAAAACGAUAUGCUGCCCCAAGGACUACCUCAGAAACGGGCUAAAAAAAUCCUGCUCGAGGCGCUUCUUGCUCAUCAUCUAUUCACAAAUGUAUUCUCGUCGCCAUUCUCUUUUCUCGGAGAUGAGAUAACGAGCUUAGAUUCUAUUUAUAGAACGGGAUUAUCAUGGAAUAUUGCAGAUGCGCAUAGAUGGCGCUCUGAUACACUGAGACUGUUGUGUCCAGAGCCUUCGGGAAAUAACGAUGCUGAGGCUAUCAGACUCAAAAUGCCAGCUUUACUUGAUGAUAGAGGAAAGGCUCAAGCGGGGAACUUCAUCAAAAGCCCUGCUCGGUGCUUCUUCGUCACAACCCCAGAAACAACGGCCGGUCUUCAAAGAAUAUACCAGCAGGCCACCGGUCUAGCCUACCAUCUCUGGACUCGACGAUCAAUGCUCAAAAUAGUGACGCUCAAGGACUUAAACCCCUUCUUCGACCAUCUUGACAUACAGAUGGCUCGUCACACUAACGUGCAAGAAGAUAUCAAAGAUACGCUAACAGGCCAACCGAUUAGUCUGGUAAUGUACCCCGGUGUUGUGGCGUAUGGCUUGGACGAGUGUGUAGAUUAUGAAACUCCACGACCGUGGAUGCCAGCGAAAGUUUGGUUGUACAAGCCACAAGUGCAAGUUGAGGGGGAUUCAGAGAUGAAAAAAUAGGAGUUACUAUCAUCUGAUUUAGGGUUGGACGAAAGCGGAGUUUUGAUAUUAGGCAUGAUGGUAUUGCAGCUAGGGUAACUCCCUGAAAAUAACAAGCUGUGCACCA